Colletotrichum godetiae is the source of this 1400-nucleotide messenger RNA. Its product is annotated as methyltransferase. Lineage: Eukaryota; Fungi; Ascomycota; Sordariomycetes; Glomerellales; Glomerellaceae. The transcript has 9 exons. Bases 129 to 1193 code for a protein of 354 amino acids. The record is from RefSeq and is a predicted model, not a curated record.
GUUGGACCGCAAAGGUUGUUUCGUCCUCCUCUCUUCCCACUUCUCUCUGUGCCCUCGGAAAAAUCUUGUGUAACCGUCUGGGUGGUUUCGUUCUGUGUUUUGCUCGCCGUUUGAGAACUGUCGUGACCAUGGGCGAUGCGCCGGAGGCCCAGCAGGGCUUUAAUUUUGAUCCGACUUUGCCCCCGGGAAUGCCUGUGAUGGCCCCGAUUGACGGAUUGCCGGAUGCUCUGGAAGCGGAAGACGCAUCGGUGACGGAUGACAGCGCUUCCAUUGAUGAUCAGAUGUCCACAUAUACGGCGUCAUUAAGUGCUAUCACCUAUCCCGUCGAAUUUGGUCGGCGUUACCAUGCUUACCGCCACGGAGCGUACUAUUUGCCAAAUGAUGACGACGAAAUGGACCGUCUUGAUAUGACACACAACCUUACGCUCAAAAUGCUUGACGAACAACUCUAUUUAGCGCCGCUUCAGAAGCAAAACCUUCAUAAAAUCUUGGACAUAGGAACUGGAACGGGGAUCUGGGCUAUGGAGAUGGGUGACCUCUUUCCUAGUGCGGAGGUUUACGGUAAUGACUUGAGUGCUAUUCAGCCGGAUCUAGUUCCCCCAAACGUCAAGUUCGAGAUAGACGACGUCGAAAGUCCAUGGAUAGGCGAUCGGAAGUACGACUUCAUUUUCUGCCGCUACAUGAUCGGUUCAAUAGCCAACUACCCAAAACUAAUUAGGAAUAUCUACGACAACCUCAACCCAGGCGGCUGGGCCGAGUUCACAGAUAUGAGCGGAAAGUAUUACUCAGCCGACGGGACCCUGAGAGAAGACCACGUCACGUACAAAUGGAACUCCAUGCUCAUGGACACCAUCUCAGCCAUGGGCGGCGAGAGCCGCCCGGGUCCCCAGCUCGAGGGAUGGGUCCGCGAGGCGGCUGAUUUCCGGAACGUGGUGCACAAAAGGUUUAUCCUACCCAUUGGUCCUUGGCCAAAGGACCCGUACUAUCGAGAAUUGGGACUGAUCAAUUUGAUGCAAAUCUUGGAGGGGCUCGAGGGCUUCUCAAUGAGGACUUUUUGCGGUGUAUUGGGUUGGACUAAAGUCCAGGCAGAGAUUAUGCUUGCUCAGGUGCGGAAUGAGCUGAAGGCAGUUCAUAUGUUCCAUGCUCAGUUUGAUAUCCAUAACGUGGUGGCUCAGAAGCCGCUGGCCUUUUGAGAAAGUUCCUUAAAUAGUUGUUUGCGGAAGAUUGCCGUCCUCUCUAAAUGCCCUAUCCGAAGCGAGCCACCUCAAUGCCAGUUAUGCAUUCUCCUUAUGAUAGUGUGUAUGGCCGAGAAUGCGGCCCAAUGAGUUAGUUUUAGUGUUGAUAAUCAUCCCACCACCUACUAGAUAGCAUUAAUAUAUCCGUUUCUAGUCUUUUUCUAA